AUGAAUCAUUCGUUAGUAACAUUUAUUAUAAGCUUAGGCUUAUAAAUGUAAGAAUUUUUUUCAAGCUCUUGAUUUAUAUGGUGCUUAUCCAAGUUUGUUGAUAUUUGGAUAUCAAAAAUAUUCAAGUUUCCUAGGAGUAUUUUUUACGAUAUUAGCAUCGGCAUUGACAUUUGCCUACUUAAUUUAAGAAGUUUAGGAAUUAGUCUAGAAACAACUCCCUUAAACCAUUUUAAGUGAACACUUAGUCACAGAAACAUCGGUACGGUUAAAUAAUAUUGCUUAGCCAUUUCCAUUAUCAUUUAACAAUUUCACACUAGCAAUAUCGGUUGGUAACAUGGAUUCAAAUCCAUUAACAACAAUUGAUAAAUAUUUUUCAAUUUCAAUUGAAAAUUGCAAAAGAAUAAGGGAAUUAAACACAACUACUAAUAAAAUAGAUGUCAUUAAUACGUAUGCUUGAAAAGUAUUGAUAUAGAUGUAUUAAUUAUCCUACAGAAGCAUGCACAGUUGAAAACUUCGCAACAGAUUUGUAAAAGGAAUAUUUCAGUAAAAUUCGAUUAGGAACAGUUUAAUGUAUAAAGAAAGAAGUGUUAGAAAGCAAUCCUCCGGUAAUGAUAUUUAUAAUUUUGAGAUACUCUAAGGAAUAAUUUCUGGUAAUACUUAUUAAUAUAUUACAAUAAAAUUUUCAGCUUGCAAAAAUAGCACAGAAAAACAAGAUUGCGCAACUUAGGAGUAGAUAAAUGAAGAGUUAAUUAAUGGUUUUUAUGUAGUUCAUAUGAGUGAUUCUUUGAUUUAAAUGAGUAAUCCUCAAGAUAUCCAACAAAACUUUAUAAAAUUUUCGUUCACAUAAUUUUCAAUAUCAACUUCUAAAACUAUCUAUUCUGGAUUUCGGAUAAUUCAAUCUAUGACUGAUAAUGGUGUAUUAACUAACAAUAUAGUGGAGGAUUAAUUUUUAGUUCAAUAAUACGUUUAGGAAUCAACAACAAGUUACAAUUCGGAUUAUUUAGUCAAUCAUUUUAUAAUUUUAGAUAACAAAUAUACUAGUUACUAAAGAUCCUACAUUAAAUUACCGACAAUUUUAAGUAAGAUUGGAGGUCUAUGGUAAUUAAUAUUUAUAAUAUUUGGGAUUAUUACAAAACCAUUCAUUUAGACUGAAAUGAAGAUCAAUUUAGCAAAUAGAUUGUUUAGGUUCUAGGAGGAGGUAAAUGAUCUUACUUAAAGUGUAAAAAAAGAUACAAGUACAAAAUAAAAUUAAGAGAAAUAUGUAUAAAAACCAGGAUAAAAACUACCUGAUUCAUUAAUACACAUUCUUUAAUUCUGUUUUGGAUGCAAUAAGAAAAGAAUAAAUUCAUUGAAUUAAGCAAAUUUGAGAAUCCAAGAAAACCUAGAUAUAGUGUAAAUAAUGAGAAAAUUCUAAGAACUUGACAAUCUAAAAUAAAUUUUAUUGACUCCUAAUUAGAAAAUUUUAUUUGAUCUUAUUCCCACUCCAAUGAUAAAUUGCAAACAGCUAAAUAAAUUGAAUUAAGAAUUGCAUCAGGACCAAAAAAUAAGUAUGAUUUAAUAUAAAAAAUAGAGAAUUUAGAAAGGUUUAUUGAAGCUUGUAAAUCAUUUUUUUAGAUUCAUGAAAUGCCAGAAAUGAAUGAAAAUAUUGGAUAAAAAAUAGUUAAGUGUUUAGAUUAAGAUAUGAUUAAACAAUUUUAUGAGCAUCAAUCAGACUCUGAAUAAAGAUAGGGUUUUCAAUUUUAAUUUGAAGAGAGAAAAUCUAAAAUAAUUGUUGAUGGAAACUACCAAGAUUUUGAAUCAAAGAUGAGUCUUUCUCCUUCAAAUUCCAAUUGUUAAGAGAUUUAAGCUGUUAAAAUUUUCCUUAAUAACUAAUAAAUUAGAAGAAAAUUUGAUAAUUUAUAAGUUUGA
Paramecium octaurelia is the source of this 1908-nucleotide messenger RNA. NCBI's taxonomy places the organism in Eukaryota, Ciliophora, Oligohymenophorea, Peniculida, Parameciidae. The record is from the annotation of a GenBank genome assembly.